Aureobasidium melanogenum CBS 110374 is the source of this 7326-nucleotide messenger RNA. RefSeq lists its product as uncharacterized. The record is from RefSeq and is a predicted model, not a curated record. Gene Ontology annotation, molecular function: cysteine-type deubiquitinase activity; cysteine-type endopeptidase activity. NCBI's taxonomy places the organism in Eukaryota, Fungi, Ascomycota, Dothideomycetes, Dothideales, Saccotheciaceae. Bases 1 to 7326 code for a protein of 2441 amino acids. Gene Ontology annotation, biological process: protein deubiquitination. The transcript has 5 exons. Gene Ontology annotation, cellular component: cytosol; nucleus.
AUGGACCAUUCACCUAUCUCACCAGCGGAAAACACCGACCAGAGUCUUUCACCUUCAUUGCAUCCUGGCAGAGACCACGUCGCUGAUGCAGACAUUUCUCAUUCACGCAAGCGACCUCGUCUGAGCGACGAGCCCGACUCGCCAUCUCACACAAACGGACCAUCUUCCCACCUCUCCGAUACUCAGAUCACCUCGGGCACUGGAAGCCCAACCAUCCUUGAAUUUCCUCAGGAACAGUCCACUGAUCCGUCUGAAAUUUCUAUCAUCAUGACUGGGGAUGAGGUGGCUGCCGAUGCACACCUCGGUAGCUUUCCGUUUCUUAUCGAUCAAGACGAGACCCCUGAAAGCGCUGCCAUCAGAUUCGCGGAGCAUUGUCACCGCAGGAAUGCUCCUGCACUAUUACACAUACAUAACCUUGUUACCUGGCUUGACGGUCAUCUGCGCGACACUCAAGACGAGUUUGAUGCCGCUCUGAACCAUGGCACAGCCUCGUCUGCGUUGUUCGAUUUGUAUUCGGACAAUGCUACUUUCUGGGAUCGAGUAGUGUUCUGCUUUAAUGGCUUGAUCGGACGUCGCUCUCUUGGCUCUGACGAGGGACUUACCUCAGGCGAUGCUUACGGUUUCUUUGAGGCCAUACUCGACAAACUGCUCAAACUGGGCGAAAGGCUCCUACACACCGAAGUAGCUAUCUUGAAGCAGCGCGAGGCUCGCAGGGAUUCGACAAGCUCACCUACCCCUAACGAUUCGCCGAAGCAUUCGUUACAAUUCAUGUCGUGGGUGGAUACUUUCAUCCAAAUGGCUGUUAGCCCGAAGGAAUUUCUUGAACCCAUGUCGUCGGCCUAUCGCUUCAAUAUCAAGUCUUUGCUGAAAAAAAGCAUUGAUGGCUUUCAACAAUGUGCUAUGGAUGCUGUCCUGACACUCAUCGAGCACAUCGCCUCACGGUCGCAUAACAUCAUGUCACCUUUUGCCACAGCAUUCCAGUACAUCAACCUCUGUCACCAUGUCCUGCUUUCCAGUCCCACCAACGUUGACGGCGACCUCACACGUUACCUCCGCAAGUCAACCAAGUUGUUUGAACUUGUCUAUACCAUGACAACUCAGAACUUGCCUAAGCAACAUCUUGACGACCAAUCGCAACGCGUCAUCGAAAAUCUCCUUCAGUUCCUGGCAGAUAUGCUGCGCUCUCUGUAUGGCACAAAGCAUCUUCCUCCAGAGGCUGUUUAUGACAUGAUCAUGAAAGAAACUGUGGAAUAUCGUAUCGUGCAGCAAGAUUUGCUGGAUUCUUCUCAGGAUAAUGCUUCUGCUGCCACAAAUGAGUCUGGGGUACACGACAGCAUGAAAAUCUCUCUGCUCAGAGAAGACCUGCUAGAUGUGGCACUCCUCGCGUGCUCCUUGAACUUCUUCGACGCCCUCAUGCGAAGCAGCAGUAUGGACUUACGCAACCGCGCGACUGAACAAAUGGGGACUGUCGUCUGGGACAUGCACGUGAACAAGCGAAAUCUUUCACCAGGCUACCAUCGCCUGGUGCAAGAUUAUAUGGCCAAAUUCAUUUUGUCAAAGGACGUUCUGGGUUACCUUUGGGGACCUCAGUCGCAUGCCACAUUGAUAGGCAGAUCUCUGACUAUUGUUGUGUUCAUGGCUACUACAGGCAAGCUUACCAAACACAUUGCAGACAAGGUAUGGGCCGUAUCCUUCAACACUCAACAGCCAGAUGAAUCACAAAGCGCCAUGAAGGUGCUUCGGUAUCUUCCAACCUGGUCAUCUUCUCUUGCCAAAGGAUACUUCUGCAACAAAUUCAGAGACCUCCCACUUUCACGAUUCACCAGAGAAGCAGAAGAACUCUUCCGCGACCUCACAAUGGAGUUCUUGAGAACCGCAACCAAUGGUCAAUAUGAAGCAAUUCACAUCUGCAUUCACAUACUAGCCAAGAUCGAACACUCACACAUCCCACCGCUAAAGCAGGAUCAACUCUUGAUGGCUUUUGCAAACCUUCUUCUACGGAUCCCAUCUCCUCAAGUUCCACAGGAGGGCCUUCGUCUUGUCGAGAUGUGUGCUACUCCCAUCGCAUCAAUGUCUGAUGAUGCCACUGGCUACGUUCAGGCAUUAAUAUGCAUUGUCAAGCAGCCAAACUUCUCUGUUCCACCAUCUGAAAUAUGGUCGCGACUGCCAUUCUUCCGAUGCGUCGAUGAGCUGCUCAAGUAUCUCGGGAGCACAAAGACUGAUGCCAAAUCCUUUGCUUCGGGUGCGUUGUGGACUCGUCUGGACCUCAUCACCUAUGUUGUCUCAAUCUCUGACCCAAUGGCUUUUGGGGGGCCCAUCUUCGCGGCUGCGGAGAAGUCGCUCUGGCAGCAUGUCUUAGGCGAACAUGCCUUGACACCCCACCUGCGCGAUGUGGGAUGGCAUUUCUUCGUCGCCUCUUUCCAAUCCAAUAAGCCGGGGCUCCAAGCGUUCUACGAUCGGUUCAUCGACCAACACUUACCUGGCCUCUCGCCAGACCUCGCGACGCCCGAAACUAUCAACUUCUUCAAGGUUCAGUACGCACUCCAAGACUCCGAUUUGACCGAGUUAUUGCCUCUGGGCGAGCAGUUGAUCAGGUUUGCGCUUGAAAUUCCAUCAGAGAAAAUCGCGCAUGAUUUCAAGGUGCUGCUCAUGAACAGUCUGGUCAGAGGCAAGGCAAUCAAACACCCUGACUUGGCCGUCGAAAACCAGAUCUUGGUAGUCAAAAAGCUUGUCGCACAAAUGACUCGGCAAGGAGUCUUUGCAACGAGGGCUGCGGAAAUGAUACUAGUUAUCUUGACCGAAUCAGCCCAGUUCCAAGAACUCCUUGAACGUUCAGGCCAAGCCACCUCUUGUCAACAUCAUCAAGCCGGGUCUGAAGUUGCGCAAGACAGUAUUCAAAUCCCAAUCCGCAUCCACAGAGGCAGUGAAAAGCCACAAACCAAGAUGGUGACAAUCAACAAGUCAGCGAGUUGUUCAGAGCUGAACGCUGCUAUCGCCACAGAGACUGGUUUCGCGAGUUACACUGUUGUUACUGCCGGAAAGAAGAUCAACUUUGCCGAGGAACCAGAACAAUCGAUAAUUCAGCGCGGCCUUCGAGCAGGCAAUGUUCUCAUCAUACAGAAGCACAACACGUUCCAGAGUAUCCAAGAAGAGGUCAGCAGGAGCGCAGAAAAGUCGAUCAUUCAAGGAGAGAUCGUAUCACAUCUAGACGUCUUGUAUGGCAUUCUCGAUGGUACGGGCACGAAGGCGCAGCUUGUCCUACAGAUUCUCGAGUUUCUCAAGUUCCCCGGUCCUAUAAGAGCCAUGAUUGCCACUCCGGAAACGCCCUUCGAACAGAUUUUCCCUCCUGGCGCAUCCUUGCGAUCGCGAGCCUCCAUCGAGGUUCUCUCUAUCCAGCUGAAGGAACAAGUCGCGCUCGGUGUUGCUGACGAGAAGUUCUUGCUUCGAGGAAUCCAUCUGCUCGUGGACUUGUUGUGCCGUACCGAUAUUCUGCAAGAAGUCACAGAUGUUCUCCGCGCAGCAGAAACUUUGACUGAAUUGCUUAAAGAGCGGCCUGUCAACGACGUCACUGAGCAGUACUUUGAAGACGCUGUCAAGUUCACAGGUCGGGUCAUUUGCUCCAUUGGACAGUUUCUGAGAGAGACUACAGUCGGCCGUGAUACUACGAAGCACCUUGCAAUUCGGGCGCUAUACCAGUGCUUGUUGGAAAGUGUUCUUCUGAGCGAUUCUGUCUGCGCGGCCUUCGUUGCUGCGGAUAGUAUUGUCCCGAUCCAUCUAUCGCUUCUUCUCACUAGUAGCGAUCAUCUUCGAGCUACAAUUCCCAGAUCCAUCAUGAACGCUAUCCAGGAUGUGAGAGCUUCUUACGACCUUAAAGCAUUCUUUUCCAAGUUCGCUUUGGAGCAUCUCGUACCUACAGCUUUGGAAUACCCAGCCAUCUGCGACAACGCAUUCCUAGUGAGUCUUCAGGCGAUAUCUGCGGACCGAAGCUUGACCGCCGAUGAAGCACUCUUGAGGACCUUGAUUGAUAGGCUUGUCAAGCUUCUACUCAACAUGAGCCACCUCGAGCGCUUCGGCGACUGCUUUGUCGACAAGAGAGUGCCAGGCUUAAUUUCGUUGAUACGAUACUGUGCCCAAACUCUUGCAUCACAGAAUAAACCAUUGGGCCUAGGGGAUGUCCCUUCGCAGAUCUUCAAGUCCUUGCUUUUUCCAAUUCUCAAGACGGACAAGAGUGUACAGCCUAUUAUUGCUUCCGAAACUCGCAAUAGCGUAUACGAUCUUCUUCGGUUGAUGUGCGACAACGUCCAAACACUGGAAGAUCUGACUGAAGAUUGUGAAAAGAUUGCUGGUUUCUGCACAAAUGAUCCGAGCUUCAAUUUUCCUGGUCCUGAAAAAUACAUUCGAAGAGAAGGCAACUAUGCAGGCUUGGCCAAUCUCAGCCAGACAUGUUAUUUCAACUCUCUACUGCAACAGCUCUUCAUGAAUGUUCGAUUCCGAAAAUUCAUCUUUGACACGCUGGUGAUCGACUCAAAGAAGCAGGCAGUCCUUGUCGAACUCAAGCUAGCCUUUGCCUACAUGCAGGACAGCUACGAUAUCUUUUACCAACCCGAUGGACUUACCAAAGCUUUGAACAUAGACAUUACUGUCCAAGAUGAUGCUCACAUUUUCUUCAUGACCUUGAUCGGCCAGCUUGAAGAGAGCAUGCCUGAUGACGAAGCAAAGAAUGCCUUGAAAGCAUUCUUCCGUGGUGUCAACAAGUCACAAACUAUUGGCAGCUGCAAGCAUGUUUCCGAAAGCACAGAUGAGUACUUCAAUUUGUCUUUGGUUGUAAAAGACAAAGUAUCGCUUGAAGAGAGCUUGGAAGAGUAUACCAAAGGAGCCACUCUUGAAGGGAGUGAUAAAUUCAGGUGCACCACCUGUGGUUCGGGUGAGGGCGUAUCCGUUGAUGCUGUUCGGAGAACUGCCCUUGAGCACAUCCCUGACAAUCUAGUCUUGGGUUUGAGACGUUUCCGCUACGAAACCUACGAUGGCGGCCAGAAGGUCAACGAUAGAUUCGACUUUCCAGAAUUUAUCGACAUGAGCAAGUACAAGCUCAACCGUCUCGCAGGCAUCGAAGGGCCUAGCGAGUCCGAUGUCUUCCAACUCGUGGGCGUGGUCGUACAUUCAGGCAUCUUAUCAUUUGGACAUUACUGGUCAUACGCUGCUGAGCGUGGAAAUAGUGGUUCGAGGCCUCUACGCUGGUAUUGCCUCGAGGACAAGAAUGUCGAACCUUCGAGCAUCGAGCAUGUGCUUCGCGAGACUCGUGGCGGACCAGUUCCCACUUUGAUGACAUCCAUCCAAGGCCCCCAAUCCCCGCGUCUUCGGUCGGACAAUGCAUAUGUGUUGUUCUACCAACGCGUGUCGUCGAUCACUGAAUUUGCACAGUGCCUUGCUACAAGCACGCCUGCGCUUCCUUUUACAGCACACACCAAGGUCCGCUUGCCCACAGACCUUGAGACUCAGAUCACCAAGGAGAACCAGCAGAAGAUGUUCAUUUUUCAUCUGUUCUCCUUGACUCAUCUCGAAUUUGUCCGCGGUCUGGUCGGAAAGUUGGGAACGUUCAAGAAUGUCGAUGCCUCCGCAACCAGCAGGGCGACAAACAAGCUCAUGUCGAUGCUCUUGGAAUACUACACUCGCGUUGUUGCAAAUUUCGACAACGGUUACUCUCCUCAAUCUAUCGAAUUUACUCCAGUCUUGCUUCAGAAACUCGCAUGCAGUGGCAAGGAUUCUGCACGUUGGAUGCUGAUGGCUUUACUUCCUCAAAGAAGCGAGAAGGACAAGUCCAAAAGCCUUAUCUUGCAUCACAAACGUGCAGUCCGUGUCGCUAUGAAGCGCCUAGUUCUGGCUUGUUUCAGAUACCUUCGCGAGCACGAUUCGACUUUCCUUAACAUGAAGGACGAACAUGAUUCCGAAGGCAAUUUCGGCUCCAUGGUGGAUGCCAUCCACGGCCUGAUCGAUCUUCUUCCCCGUGUUGUUGAGCGUCCCCAAAUCGUCUGGGAGGAUUACUUUGAGCUUGUGCGCCAUGUCGCAGAGCUUGGUCCCGACGAAACGUUUGUGCUGCUCGAACAAGACGUUCUCAAGUGGUGCCUGGAAGUUUUACUCAUCAAAGAAAUGACAGAGUUGCAGAAGGAGUAUCCAGACGUGAUGAAGUUGAUUGUCGACAAUCCUCGCUGGCUGAACCAUGCCGCACUGGUCAACUGCAUAUACGGCCUACUGCACAAGUUUGUCGAUCUUCGUGGUUCCGCUGCACUUGAUACCAAUAGCCGAUGGACAGACGCACAGAUGCUGUUGUUGACUGAUGAAGAGCACGAAUACUUGGUUCACCGCUCUACUACUGCGAGCAACUGGCUUAUAGAGCUCUGUAUGCAAGGAAUACCGCUGACCAGGAGGAGCAACUGGAGUGAGGCGCCCACAAUCCGCCUCAUCGUGCUGCUUACCGACGCCGACAGAGUCUCUUCCGAACUCUAUGAUGAAGCAAUCCGGGCGCUCACCAUCAAUCUGAAAUGUUGCAGAGAAGAUGACUCAGUCGCAGAGUCUGUUCUAUCCUGCCUACUCGAGCGGAAGUUGAAGUCGAAGACUGAAGAAGACAUCUUCCAAGAGAUCAAAUCAGUCCUUGGUCGCGAGGCUGUGCAACAAAACCACCCAUGCGUCUGGAGCAUAGUGUUCGUUGUAACACAAGUCUACAAGACUCAUCCACAGAUGAUCAUGCAUCACCUGGCCACCAUUCUUCGUAUUCUCUUGGAUUACAAUGAUCGUACCGUGGAGAGAGAGGCCCGGGACGUGUUGAGGAACGACAUCUUGGUUCAAGAAGUGCUUACCAAACCUUAUGCUGUGGAUCACAUUCAACUCCUCCGCAACAAAGUACAUGCUGUGAAGGAACUGUUCGCAGGCCUCGGUGGUUUGUUAGAUGAGGCCAUUCAAAAAAGUAUGUCAAGCAGCGCUUACGAAUACACCGCUGAUGCCUAUCUUGACUGCGGCAAUUACUUGGAUCUCGUGUUCUCAAGCCAUGAUGCUGAACAGGAAGAAUGGCUGAAGAGCGAGGCACCUGACACCGAAGCCGGCACCGAGCUUGAUACUGUUGUGCAAGAGUUGUUCAACGAAAUCGGCAGUAUCAAUAACCUUCUGGGCAUACAUGUGAAGCUUCGCCACCAGGUUCGUGAGUGGCAGGACGAGUACUCUGUCUCGGAUGUGCCUUCAAACAGCAAUGUUGUUGAGAUUGAAGAUGAUUCAGACAAUGAAGCCGUGGCUUCCGACGAUUCGCUGAGUGACGCUGCGGAUUUCGACGAAUGA